AUGAAUGACCAUGGGAAAAAUGCAAGUUCUGAAGGUUACUUUAUUCUACUGGGUUUUUCUAAUUGGCCUCAUCUGGAAGUGGCUCUCUUUGUGGUUAUCUUGAUAUUCUACUUGAUGACACUGGUUGGUAACCUAUUCAUCAUAAUCCUCUCCUGCUUGGACUCCCAUCUGCACACUCCCAUGUACUUCUUCCUCUCAAACCUUUCCUUUCUGGAUCUCUGCUAUACCACAAGCUCCAUCCCUCAGUUGCUGGUUCACCUGUGGGGUCCUGAGAAGAACAUCUCGUAUGUUGGUUGUAUGAUUCAGCUCUACUUUGUCCUUGCACUGGGAACCACAGAAUGUGUCCUUUUGGUGGUGAUGUCCUAUGACCGCUAUGCAGCAGUGUGUAGACCUUUGCAUUACACUGCCCUCAUGCAACCUCGUUUUUGCCGGCUCUUGGCUGUGGCUUCUUGGUUAAGUGGUUUGACUACCUCAGCACUUCAUGCCUCCUUUACCUUCUGGGUACCCCUGUGUGGACAUCACCGAGUGGAUCACUUUUUCUGUGAAGUUCCAGCCCUGCUGAGAUUGUCAUGUGUUGACAUCCGUGCCAAUGAACUGACCCUCAUGAUCAUGAGCUCCAUCUUUGUCAUUAUACCACUUAUUCUCAUCCUCAGCUCCUAUGGUGCCAUUGCCAGGGCUGUGCUGAGAAUGCAGUCAACCACUGGACUUCAGAAAGUCUUUGGGACUUGUGGAGCCCAUCUUAUGGUUGUCUCUCUCUUUUUCAUUCCAGUGAUGUGCAUCUAUCUCCAACCACCAUCUGGGAAAUCUCAAGAUCAAGGCAAAUUCAUUGCCCUUUUUUACACGGUUGUCACACCUAGUCUUAACCCUCUAAUCUACACGCUCAGGAACAAAGAUGUGAGAGGGGCAGUAAAGAGACUAAUGGGGCGAGAGUAA
Molecule: messenger RNA, 933 nt
Organism: Echinops telfairi (small Madagascar hedgehog)
Lineage: Eukaryota; Metazoa; Chordata; Mammalia; Afrosoricida; Tenrecidae
Product: olfactory receptor 2J3
Exons: 1
Coding region: 1-933 (310 amino acids)
Biological process (GO): G protein-coupled receptor signaling pathway
Cellular component (GO): membrane
Molecular function (GO): G protein-coupled receptor activity; olfactory receptor activity
Source: RefSeq, a predicted model, not a curated record